CUGCGCUGGGACGGCUUCUCUGCCUGGCUGCACUGCGUGUGUGUGGUGGGCUUCGACCUGGAGCUGGGCCAGGCCGUGGAGGUGAGGCCCGGCUGCACCUUGCCCCCGCGUCCGGUCCCCGCGCCGGGACGGCCGGCCUGGACCUGGGCUGCCGCGCAUCCGGGCGUGGCCGGCCUCCCCUCCGCCAGUCAGGCCGGGCUGCGGGUCUAUUGGUAAUUUAUCCUCAGCAUUCCAAGCUUACUGAUAAAGAGAAAACCAAUAUUUGCUAUUUGUCUUUUCCAGAUUCAAAUUCAGAACGAAACACUGCCUGGUCCUGUGCCAUCUCAAAAUCGUCGCUAUGUUUGAACCAGUUGUUGCAGCCACUGUGUCAGUCUAUCUCCUUGACGGUCUUCCUCUUUUUUGCUGACGCUCUACUUACCCAGGCAUGAUGUCCUUCUCCAGUGACUGGUCCCUUCUGAUGUCCAAAGUUGUCUUGGAGAUACCCAGUUUUGUUUUAGAUUUCGACAGUCUUCUGGGCGGAGGAUGUCACUGCAUUGUCUCCUGGAUCAGUUUGACAGAGAUUUACCGGUUUACUUAAAGAAGGAUCCUGCUUAUUUUUAUGGAUAUGUGUAUUUCCGACAAGUUCGAGAUAAAACUCUAAAAAGAGGCUACUUUCAGAAGUCCUUGGUUUUGAUCAGCAAGCUACCUUAUACCCAUUUUUUUCACACUGUGCUAAAACAGAUAGCACCAGAGUAUUUUGAAAAGAACGAAUCUUAUUUGGAAGCAGCCUGUAAUGAUGUUGAUCGAUGGCCUGCCCCAGUGCCAGGAAAAACUUUACACCUGCCUAUCAUGGGAGUGGUAAUGAAGUUUCUUCUGUUUCUCUUUAAGGUACGGAUUCCCACAUGUCAUGACAAGCCUGGAACAACUCAAAUAGGGCAGUUAACUCAGCAGGCAGAUACACAUAUAUCUGUUAUUUUGCCUACUGUCCACGAGGUAGAUCUUUUCAGGUGUUUCUGCCCAGUUUUCCUUCAUAGUCAGAUGCUUUGGGAGCUGGUGCUAUUGGGAGAGCCCCUUGUGGUCAUGGCACCGUCACCAUCAGAGUCGUCAGAGACUGUAUUGGCACUUGUGAGCUGUAUUUCUCCACUAAAGUACUGCAGUGAUUUCCGACCCUAUUUCACAAUCCAUGAUAGUGAAUUCAAAGAAUAUACUACUCGUACUCAAGCCCCGCCCUCUGUCAUAUUAGGAGUAACCAACCCUUUUUUUGCUAAAACGCUCCAGCACUGGCCACAUAUUAUUCGAAUAGGAGACCUUAAACCUGCAGGUGAAAUCCCUAAACAGGUCAAGGUGAAAAAAUUGAAGAACCUAAAGACUCUGGAUUCUAAACCUGGAGUUUAUACUUCUUAUAAGCCAUAUCUAAACAGAGAUGAAGAGAUUGUAAAACAGUUACAGAAGGGUGUACAACAGAAACGUCCUUCUGAGGCUCAAAGUGUUAUUCUUCGACGCUAUUUUUUGGAACUGACACAAAGCUUCAUCAUUCCAUUAGAACGGUAUGUGGCAAGCUUGAUGCCUUUGCAGAAAAGCAUUUCUCCAUGGAAGAGUCCACCCCAACUAAGACAGUUCCUUCCAGAAGAAUUUAUGAAAACACUCGAGAAGACAGGACCUCAGCUGACCUCUCGAAUAAAAGGCGAUUGGAUUGGACUUUACCGGCAUUUUUUAAAAUCUCCUAAUUUCGAUGGCUGGUUCAGGACCCGGCGGAAGGAAAUGACCCAGAAAUUGGAAGCACUCCAUCUAGAAGCUCUUUGUAAAGAGGACUUACUUCUUUGGAUACAGAAACACACAGAAGUAGAAACAGUAGACCUUGUAUUGAAGCUGAAAAAUAAGCUGGUGCAAGCUGAUCGAGAGCGUUUACCUGUGAAACCUGACACUGUGGAAGAGUUACGGACACACAUAGAUGCAAUUAUCUUAGCAUUGCCAGAGGACCUGCAAGGCAUUCUGCUCAAAACGGGCAUGACAUGAUAUUUGCCAGGAUUUUCCAGCCGAAAAAGAUUGCGCACCGUGAAGCAUACUGACAUUUCAGCCAGACGCACAAAAGAGAUGUCUCAGUGGCAAAGAAGUGGAAAUCAGCCGCAAAUGCUAGCUACAGGGUGGAAAGACUGUACUGUAUAAACAGACCUUUUUAGUGCAUUAUUUUUUAAAACGGAUAUCUAUGAUGGUUCCACUUUAAUACUGAAACACCGAAAGGCAUUUCUAUAUUUUUAAUCAUGUUCUAAAGUGCUCUUAUGAGAGGCCUGUGGGGCCAUCGGUGUAAGUGAUUCCAAGCUGCAGUGCUGGCAUUGCAGAUAUUUUUUUAAAUUGGUGCUGCUUUGCCCAAUCAUGUUAAAACUCAGGGGGAUAUAAAAAUAACAUUCACACUGGCUGUCUUCUUAAGAAGGACAAGAUGAACUGUUCAACUAGAGCUAGAAGUAAUCCAUGCUUAUGUAGUGCCUUCUGUUGUCCAGCUUGUUUCACAAAGCCCAGCUGCUAGUCUUGAAGCUUUUUUCUUAUGAUAUGUAAUUUUAUAAGGCAUUUUAUUGAGUAAUCAGUGCUUAACAACGUGUUUCUUGCCUCCCAGUGUGUUUAUGAGUAGGCUUCUUUUUUUAAUUGCCAUGUAGAAGGUUUUAAUUUCAUUAGCAUUUUCAAAAUUUAAUCAUCAGUUUCUCCAAAGGCAAGAAGGUAUUAGUAUUAAUUAUGGACUAGGGAGGAAUAGUUAUUUCCUUGUAACGUUUACUAGUUGGGCCUGUUUAGAUUAAUUAGCUUGGAUUUUUUCAAAGAUAUUCUAAUGAUAAAACUCGAUAUCAUCAGCCAUUUUUUAAACUCAACUGUUCCUAUUUCAAAUGUAUUCGUAAGCCUUUUAUGUGAUAGUCAUUUGAGUGAGUGUAAGAUUGAUUUUUCAGUGGCAUUAUUUGUUUGGCAGGGUUUUCAUCCCCCUGAUGUUUCUGAGAACACUUCUACUGUUGUUUGCCAUGGGAUGUUUGCCUGAAUCACUGUUAUAGCCAAUUUUUGUUGUUGUUGUUGUUUCUUUGUUAUUUUUUAUUUUUAUUUUGUUUAAACUACCUUGCCAAAAAUAGAAGAAUGUGGUUUGGUAGAGUAAGUAAGAUUGCUUGGUUUGUGUUUGAAUAGGAGUGCCCUACAGAAGCCACUAUGUAAAAUAGGCACACAAGACAUAGCAUAUAUGUAAAUAGCUGUGUCUUGAAUUAUCCUCUAAGUAACCAAAUUUAGUUGUCGUUAUUUGUAGAAGAAAUGGCUUCAGAAGCUAUCUCUUCUUCUCUCUUGGUGUAAGUCAUAAGGGACUCCUGACCCAAGCAAGGCUCUGUCUGUAAGUAACUGUGGUCUAAUACCCAAAUGUGCCCUUUUCACAUGGAUACAGUCUCUUCAAGCAUACCUCAAAGUCAUAGAGAGAAAAUGGCAUUUGAAAAAAAUCAUCUCCCUUUGAUCAUAUGAGUUAUUUUGUGAAACAACAGUUGUCCCUAUAGAAAAGGGUAACUGCUUUUAUAUGAUAAAAUAUUUCAUAUCUUUCUGGGAAACCUCAUUUAGGUAUAAACGGUCAUCUUACUAUUUUUCAAAAAGGUGUAUUUCAGUUAUCUUACAAUUUAUAUACAGUCUGUGACCAGAAUUUGAAAGUUGUUAGUGUCAUAUCAAGGAUCUUUUAAAGUAUACCACUGUAGGAUGUAUCAUUUCAAGUUUAUUUUGCACAGCUGAAGAGUAGCAAAAGAUGCCAGUUAGCAUGAUAAUGGUGUCUUCAUAUCUUCUGUAUUUCACUGAAACUUAACACAUGUUGGAAACCAUAUCAUACCUACCAGAUUUGUUUCUUAAUUUCAAAUUAUGUACUUGUAAAAAUAACUUAAAAUUGCAUUGGGAACCUGAGAAAGACUGGCUGGGUAACUUAAUUUUUUGUGUGUGAUUUUCAGUUUUUUUUUUUUUUUUAAGAG
Trichechus manatus latirostris (Florida manatee) is the source of this 3947-nucleotide messenger RNA. It is a transcript of the gene DENND6A, whose product is annotated as DENN domain containing 6A. Gene Ontology annotation, molecular function: guanyl-nucleotide exchange factor activity. The record is from RefSeq and is a predicted model, not a curated record. The coding region runs from base 523 to 1995 and encodes 490 amino acids. The transcript has 21 exons. Lineage: Eukaryota; Metazoa; Chordata; Mammalia; Sirenia; Trichechidae. Gene Ontology annotation, cellular component: recycling endosome.